AAUGAUAGAGUAACUCCUUUUUACGAAUGGUAUUGGUAGCAAUAGCAUCAACGACGCGUAAUUGGAGUCAAUCUUGUUUCGUUGUUGAUUCAGGCUCCGUGUUUUCCUCUGCCAGCGCGGAUCCAGUAGUUCUAUCACUCUCAAAAUUCUUUACAAUCUCUCCACGUGGCGUUCAUUCAUUGGUCCAUGCGUCUCAUUCCGCACUGUAUUUUCAACCGCUUUAUUAUAAUUAAUAAUUAAUAAUUAGAAUUAUACUGCAAGUGCACCGUCGGCCUGGAUCUGUUCAGUAUUCUGUUCUUCACUUGUCUAUUCAUUUUUGGCCUCACCGACUACGAUUUCUGAGCCACAUUCCCUUUUUCUUCAGAGAUUCUUCCUCCCCAUAAGCAAUGGCGAAAUCCGUUGCAUUCUGUUGCCUUCUUCUGUUCGUUUCGCUGUUGAUCAAUGUCACUGUCUCUUUGGAACCACUCGAUGUGACUGCGCCGGCGGGUGGUUCGCCUUCGUGAAGUGGAAUCGGGAGCAGCCUCCAAAGGCGGGAUGAACGGAGGCAAGAAGGCUGGAAUUGCAUUUGGAGUGAUUGCCGCAGUGUGUUUCGUCGGAAUUGGAGGAAUCGUGUACAAGAAGCGCCAAAACAACAUUCGCCGAUCUCAGUACGGGGACGCCGCUAGGUCUUCCUUCCUAUGAGGAUCAAAAUGGAGACGGUACGGAAUUCUCUGCGUUAGAGAGUAGUCUUUUCUAGUAAUUAAUUAGCAUUAUUAUUUUUAUUUUUAUUACGUAGCUCGGUAAACUCAUUGAUCAGGAGAUUUUCUAGUCAAUUUGUUUAUUGGCUAAUUUUGAGUAGCAGUGUGUGAUUAUUUUUCCUUAAGAUAUAGUUCUUAGCAUCUUGCUUAUUCAGUCGGCUAUGCCGCUUUCUUUGUCA
Momordica charantia (bitter melon) is the source of this 916-nucleotide messenger RNA. RefSeq lists its product as uncharacterized. The record is from RefSeq and is a predicted model, not a curated record. NCBI's taxonomy places the organism in Eukaryota, Viridiplantae, Streptophyta, Magnoliopsida, Cucurbitales, Cucurbitaceae.